CUCUAGUCUCUGGCUCGCAUCUCUCGUCUCUCGAAUAGUCUCUCGCUGCUAGGGAUAUGGAUAGUGAUCAGUCCAUCGACCAUGGCCAUACUAGGUCCGGUCGAGGUCGUCCCUCUCGCCGUGGUAGACCCAUCAUAGCGAAUGUGGAAUAUUCACCCACUAAUGCCAUAGCCUCCUCACCAUCCUCUGUAAAUUCUAUUCAACCAACCAUCCCAUAUCAUCCUACUUUAUCAUCUCCUAGUCACUUCACUGCUGAUAUGUUGACAGGGUCUCCACCUCCACCUAGCCCCCAUAUCCCACAUGCACCCAGCACGCAGGGCCCACCGCUGGACACACUGGGUGCCAGUGGCUCUUCGUCCCAGAAUAUUGGGGUUGUGCCUCCUCAGAAUAGUCGUAUCUUGAUACGGCCUGUUUCGGCUGCUCUUUUUGAUCCUUUUGAUGUUACUCGGAAGAUAAGCGAGAUCAUAAAGACCAAGUAUGAACGAGCCGUGACACAAUGAAGUUAUUUUACUCCCGAGGAAAAAGAAGGUUACUUUAAGGAGUUCAAGAGUAAAUUUACAUGGGACCCUGCUCAUGAUAUUGCAAUAAAGAAAUUAUGGAAUAAGAAGAGUGGAGAAUUAUUUUGGGGCAUGAUGCAUAGGGCACGAGAAAACCCCACCAAAGCUGUUUGGAUCCCCACUGCAGUCCUUUCUGAACUUCGUCGUAUUUGGGAUGGACUAGAGUACAAGAAGAAAAGGGAACAGGGAAAGAAAAAUCGAGCAUCUGAGGAUAGUUGUUCUCACACUGGCGGCUCUAUUCCUCACACGGAGUCUAGUAAGAGAAUGAAGGUGGAACUUGGCCGGGAUCCUACCAAGGCGGAGGUGUUUGUUCGCACUCAUCGAAAAAAUAAUACACAACAAUUAGUCGAUGGACGAGCAACAAUUACAUUUGAAAAAUUUAACAAGCUGAAGGAGGACAUUCUGACACAGCGAUCAGUCUCCUCCACCAGUGAGUCACCUCUUGAGCCGUUGGACGAGGAUCCUAUAUUCCUUAAGGCAACUGGUGGGAAGAAUAAGAAAAAUCGCAUCUACGGGCUUGGAUCUGAGGCAAGCUUUUUGCCUAGUUCUUCAUCUUGCUCCAAUGGACAUUCCAGAUUGUAUACUCAGGCGGAGUUGGAGCAAGAGGUAGAGGAGCGCAUCGCUCGGAUGAACUCUGAGUUAUUGGAUGAGGUCGGUGACUUGCGGCAGCGGAUGCAGGAUCAGGAGCGGAUGGUGCAGCAAUUAUUUUCUCAGAUGCAGAUGCGAUCCCCCAGAAACAACCCUGAAGUUGAUCGUGCAUCACAUGGACACCUUUCUGAUGAAGAUUAAAUUGUAUUUCUUAAAAAUUAUUGAACCACUUAUGUAUAAUAUUAAUUUUUAUUACAUGUUAUUUCUUGCACAUUUUGAUAAUAUAUUUU
Tripterygium wilfordii is the source of this 1435-nucleotide messenger RNA. RefSeq lists its product as uncharacterized. Bases 630 to 1346 code for a protein of 238 amino acids. NCBI's taxonomy places the organism in Eukaryota, Viridiplantae, Streptophyta, Magnoliopsida, Celastrales, Celastraceae. The transcript is spliced from 6 exons. The record is from RefSeq and is a predicted model, not a curated record.